Prosopis cineraria is the source of this 534-nucleotide messenger RNA. Its product is annotated as chitinase 1-like. The transcript has a single exon. Gene Ontology annotation, biological process: carbohydrate metabolic process. Lineage: Eukaryota; Viridiplantae; Streptophyta; Magnoliopsida; Fabales; Fabaceae. The record is from RefSeq and is a predicted model, not a curated record. Bases 46 to 534 code for a protein of 162 amino acids.
CCAAUCAAUCCAAUAUCCAGCACCGUAGAGAAAUAGAGAUUCAAAAUGGCGAACUUGUCCGCCUAUCGUGUUUACGCCAGCACUGUGAGCUCCGUUGAAAAUCUCCCAUAUGCGAGCCUCGACAAAGAAAUGCAUAUCGUUCCGGCCUUCGCCAGAGAUUACGAUAUGUAUCGGCGUUACGCGACAGGAAAAUUUGAGGCAUAUUUUGAUAAAAGCAAGUUCGAUGCCCAGACUAUCAAAGCCAUCAAAAGGAAGUCGACUUUCACCUCCAUCAACUUCUUCUUGAGCAUCGGAGGGCGUGACCCCGAAUUCCCAUUUGCCGUGACCUCUUCUGACGAAUCCACGCGGAUCAAAAAUGCCACCGACACUCUCAAACAAAUCGUCCAGACUUUCGGUUUUGAUGGCAUCGACGUUUACUACGAACACAUCAAACCUGAUGUGGCAAAUCAGUUUCCCAAGGCAAUAAAAAAGGUCAUAUGGGAUCUAAGGGUCUGUUUGGUUCGAGAGAAGGGAAGGGGAGGGGAGGGGAGGUGA